GCGACGAUGUGGUUCCUCCUUCUGCUCCUCCACACCUUCGCUCACUUCGGGCCGGUGAGCUCAGCAGACGCAGAACAAGGGAAGAUCAUCCUACGGAACGAAAACAACGCUAACCCCUGUGAAGGACAUGUGGAGGCUUAUUAUGCGAACGAAAUGGGCUAUGUUGGAGAUAAAAAUUGGAACAACAAAACUGACGAAGUGGUGUGCAGAACCACUCACUGUGGACGGCCAGUGAGAAAGUCCAACGUGUACAGGCCCUUCGGCAGUACAGUCUGGCUGAAUGAACUGGAAUGCAAAGGGGACGAAAAAAGUCUGUGGGACUGUGACGGUUGGCCUGGUCCAAAGGUCAGCUUUUACAGAAAGCCCACGGUGAAAAGAAUCACAUGUUCAUAUGAAAUCAGCUUCGAACUGGAACAACAUCAGUGUGAAGGAGCGGUCAAGUACAGGAUCCAGUCAGCUGACGAGAAUCUAACUGGUUACAUCUGCAGUGAUGGGUUUGAAGACGAUGAUGCCACGCUUUUGUGUAACAGCAUUCCUCGCUGUAAGGGGGCCGGAAAAAAGGUGACCUCUCAGUGGAUGAGGACUGACACAUUCAUGAGUUCGCAGCAGGGGGCGCUGAUAAAAUGCGCAGGCAUUCAGAAUGUGAAACAUCUGUGGCAGUGUGUGGAAUCACUGUCCUCAAAAUGCAAAUUGCCUGCAGCGGUCAGUUGCAAAGGCCACAAAAGAUUCCAGCUGAGAGGAAAGAAGUCCAACGUUUGCUCUGGGCAGCUGGAAGAGGAGGUGAAUGACAAGUGGAAACCCAAUAAGAACAAGAAAACGAAUCCUGACUUGUGUAAAAAACUGCACUGCGGUUCCUCUCAGGCCCAUGAACAGAACGCCACAGACAACCAUGUGAAUUGCACAGACCAGGUGAAAGUCGUUCUGACAGAUAACAGUGGCGAAGAAACCAAGUGUUAUGGUUACGUCAAAAUACAAAGGAACGAUGUUAGAAACCAUGUUUGUGGCGCUGACUGGACUGACAAAGAAUAUGAAAUGGUCUGUGAAGAACUGGGAUGUGGGAAGGUGAUUAAAAAGGAAAUGAAAAGCAUAAACAUAAAGGAUGGAAUAAUGAACCAUGUGAAAUGCACAGGCGGUGAGUCCUCCCUGUGGUACUGCAGAGCCGAACAUCGCCAACAACAGUGCACAUCUGUUCCCUAUGUCGCCUGUCAAGCUAGUCUAGAAGUCAGACUGCAGGACGGCCCUGGAAAGUGUGCUGGUCGACUGGAAGCUAAGGUUGAAGGCCAGUGGAAAAGUGUCAGUAACAGUGGCUGGGGUGCUAGUUAUACACAACACGUCUGCAAGCUGUUGGACUGUGGGGAUGGAGGAGAAGACAAAUCGAAUUCUGAUGAAUUCAGCCAGGGCACUGGUGAUAAGGUAACCUUCAGCUGUACAGAGGCUGAUAAAACCAUGACUGACUGCAAAGCCACUGAAAUCAAAAAUAAAAAAGGGAACGAGAAUGAGAAAGCAGUGCAACUAAUUUGCAAUGAAAACAAGUUGCUAUUUCUGGAUGGACCCCAAUCAUGUUCUGGCGACGUGACGAUCGAGUACAACAAAGAACUCUAUUGGCUCUCGGGGUCAAACGAAACAUGGAAUAAAGAGUUAGCCAACAAAGUGUGCCAGCAGAUGCACUGUGGGAACGCGUCAAGCUUCAGUCAGAGAGGUUCUGAAGACAGAAAUCGCAUGUGGAACGAGUCGUUUAGCUGCUCAUCUGAUCAGAAGUCAAUCUUCGACUGCAACAGAAAACAAAUUAACUCAAAUAGUUCAACUAUUGCUCAUGUGGAAUGUGAAGGAAAAAUUACAGUGACCUUGCAGCACGAGUGCUGGGGAGCGGUCAAGAUUUCUACAAGAGACGACACCGGUUAUGUAAGUGGAAGGCACUGGUCAGAUACGCUGUCCAAGGAGCUGUGUAAAGAACUCGGCUGUGGGACUGAGAUUCUAAGACCCACAAGAAGGCCUGAUACAAGACUUGAAAUUAAGUUCAAAAGUCUGUUUAAAAUGAAGAAUAGCGUCAAUAUGAGCCAGUACAGCAUUGUUAAAAUGGAGACGAAUCCAGAAUCCACAAGGAGUCCAGAACCCAGGGAUCCUGCCUAUGUUGUUUGUAAAGGCAGCGUUAAGCCGAGAUUUAAUGAUAAGGAUAACGAGCGUCACAAGUGUUCUGGAAACGUUGAGGUGUUUUAUGAAGACCAAUGGUUUCCAGUGAGCAAAGCAGAUCUAGACAACAAGGAAACUCAAAAGACCAUCUGCAUGGAGCUGAAAUGCGGCGACGGUCUGGACUCAAAGGCCUACUUUGGGCCCAGACCAACAAUGAGUAAUGUCGUCAAAGUACAGGAAUGUUCACAAAACACAAUAGCCAAAUGUAAAGUUGUCACCUUUGAAAGCAACAGUCAGAUUUCAGACCCAGGAGGCCUCCACUGCUCCAACUGGAGGACUUUGGCACUGGAAGACUUUGGCACAUCGCAGUCGUCCUCUGAGGACGUCUGUAAAGGAGACCUGGUUGUUUACUCCAACAAAGAAUCAGAGCCCAAAAGAAAUUUUGUCUCCAGUCAAGAUUUGACAGAAGCCGAGGGGCAAAAGCUGUGUGAUGCUAUGAAGUGUGGGAAGUACAUAACGUACACAAACUCAACUGGAGACCUCAAGGCUGACAAUUGGCAUGAAGGGAUUUUUAAAUGCAAAAAUUCUAAAAAUAUCUGGGAUUGUGAGACCCAGAAACAGCAACAAGAUCAGAAUAAAACAGCAAAACUCUUCAUUGAAUGCAAAGGUAAUCCAAAAAUAAAACUUUCACAGACUGGAGAGCUGUCAAUAGAUGGUGUUACGGUCUGCAACAGUGACUGGGAAGAGGAUUAUUCACACAUGGUUUGCCAACAGCUGGGAAAAGGCAAUGCCAUUCCUAGUCUGAGCAAAAAACAAAGUACAACCCUUAGGGAUUCCUACAUUGUCCACUGCGAUAAACACAAUUACCUCAUUGGUCAGUGCCAACGAACCAAAGGGAAGUGCAACGAAGGGCCGGUGUCUAUCUACUGCAGCCGUGACGUGGAGUUUAACACAACAGAAACAUGUGGUGGUGUGCUAAGUAUCAAAUAUCAGAAAACUCCAGAAAAACGUUUGGAAGUGUGCCCAUCCAACUUUCCACGAGGUUUAUCAAAUAAGUUGUGCAACAAAUUAAACUGUAGAGAUUUCGAUCCAAGUAAAAGAGCCAUUAAGCAGUUAAAAAUGGAACAAAGUCUCGACUGCAGCAGCUCCUACAAAGACCUGCGCUACUGCGUCUUAAAGGAGAAGUGUGAAACUCCUACUUCCUUUUUCUGUGAAGGUUACCAGGAGCGAACACCAGAUCCUCUCCCAGUAGAACCAACAAAUCCAGUUCCCAUUAUUGUUGGAUUGCUAAUUGUUCUCAUCCUGGUUGCAUUGAUUGUGAUAUUAGUACGCUACCGCAUUAAGAGGAGGAACAGGAAAUCCAUGAUGCCAUCAGCAGAUAUGGAGGAAGCGGACUGGGAUAGUGGAGAGUACGAAGACGUCGACAAAUCAGAUGAAAUGGGAAGCUUUAAUCGUAGCCGAUUCAGAUCCGACUCAGACGUGGAGAGGGAGAGAGAUGUGGAGAGCAACAGGUCCUACAACUACGACGACGUGGAUGAGAUGACCGAGGCUCAGCCUCUCACACCUCAGGGCUCCAUGGUCCGAGCCGCUCAAGACCAAGACCUGCAAGAUGGGGCUGAUAAGCCAAGCGAUGACGGUGUGACCUACGAAGUGGAAGACUCACAGGAAAACUACGACGACAUCGAUGCCAGCCCUGAGAACGCCAAAACCAUGGCGGAAGUCCAUGACGGGCCCAAACCUGAGCCUGAUGGCGAUGAAGAGGGAACUAAAGACCAGUUCCAGAAAAAUGAAGAGUACCUGGUGCCGGGUCAGGAGGGGUGAGCCUGAACUGGGUCAAAAUUCAAAUCAAACAAAAUUCUGGGUCAAAGACAAAAUGGAUGGUCCCAAAAACCUGUCUUCAGUUUAACAUGAAAACUAAUAAUAAUGCAGAAAGUGAAUGUUGUAAAGCUGAAAGCAUUUCUGGGAAGAAUUAUAGACAAACUGAAACUUUUGUAUUAUAUGUAUCAUACCAGACGUUGCAAGACUUAUUUGUUUAAUACCUUACAUUAGAGCUUUAUUUACAAUAAAGUAUUAGAGCCAGGCUAAGAUGUUUUUGAAGUCAACAUAAAGCAACAUGUCAUAUUAUUACCAGAAUAAAGACAUGAUAGUUGAAGAAUGAAGCAGUCAUUUUUUGAGAACUUAUACACCAAAAAUAAGAAGUUAAAAGGAGAAAUGUUUGCACAUCUUGUGAAAUAAGGACAUGUUUCAUCUUUUAUCACCGGACUAGCUGAGCUGGUCACAUGACUAGCUGACUGCAUCAUAACUCUUUAAACUUUUAUCUCAUAAUGAUUUUACUCUCAUAACAUUGUGACUUUAUUUUCAUGUUAUUACAACUUUAUUCUGGUGAUUAAAAAAAUAAAAUGUCUUAGUCUGGCGCAUUAGACUCUCUCCUACUUAUUAAAUGUCUUACUUUUUAGCAAUAUUAAAAUGUAAAACAAACAUAAUAAAAAUGACAUAAGUAGAAAAUAAUAAUAUAGCACAUAAUACACAAUAACAGUAUAUACAUUGUUUUAAUUUUAUUGUGUAUUUACAUAAGUUACAUCUAUUACCCCACAACAUAUUUAUCUUUUGUUAAAAUUAGUACAUUCUUAUUGUGCGAUAUUUACUCGACUACAUAAGCUUACUGUAAUAAAUGCUGGGAUAUAUCUAAACAUAUGCUACUGAAAUAUUAGAUUCCUUAUUAUUUAUUCUGGUUUUGACCUCAUCUGCAGCAGCGGUGGAGAAUUUUGUCACAACAUUUUCUCUGCUUUAUCAUACUGGCUGCGAAGAGUGAGAGGUAGACUGAGAACUCGUUUGUGUUCAUCGAUAAUCCUUCCCUGUUAGUUUGUUCCUGUUCUGGAGUUUCGCUGCACUCAAUGAGAUUAGAUUGUAAACUAGUAACAGCCAGUUAAACUAGUUCCUUCUCACUGUAUGGGUAUGUGCUAUAUGUAGCUAACUGCUGGUGCUGGUUCCAUAUUAGUUAGUUAGUUAGUUAGUUACAGUAAUACCUUGUACUUUAAUGAAGUUAUUGGAACAGGUCAUAUUUUGUUUAAUCUCAACUGUAAAUACAAUGUAAAAACCAGCAAAUAUAUAAAAUUCCCUUUGUCAUUUUUUUUUCUAUUUUAAAGAUUACUCAGAUUUUUCCAAGUUGUGUUUGAGCCAAGCCUUUAAUUUCAGCUGUAGAAUUUAUGUUUGUUAAAAGAAAAAAAUAGAAACUCAUUGCAAACCUUUUAUCUGUAUUGUUGUCUUGCUGUGUUUUUACGACUGUUUUAGGCUGACUAUAUUAUAUGAAAUAUUAUAUUCCUCUUAUACAAUAUAUCCACUUCAUAUAUUUUGUCUUUGUAGUAAGCAACUGAUAAACCGAAAUAAAAGUCACA
This is a messenger RNA of Gambusia affinis (western mosquitofish), 5525 nucleotides long. RefSeq names its product scavenger receptor cysteine-rich type 1 protein M130. The transcript is spliced from 19 exons. The record is from RefSeq and is a predicted model, not a curated record. Gene Ontology annotation, cellular component: membrane. Lineage: Eukaryota; Metazoa; Chordata; Actinopteri; Cyprinodontiformes; Poeciliidae. The coding region runs from base 7 to 3951 and encodes 1314 amino acids.